AUGGGCGAUCGUCGGAGGAAAAUGACCGUGGAUCAUACAACGGCGUGCGCCAACAACAUGACGAAACUCAACCACUGGAGUGAAACUAUUAUCGCAUUCGAUAUGGGUCCCUAUACGAAUCCACAUUAUUGGCAGGCAUAUAUUGGCAUGUAUUCUCAGGCACUUCAACAGCAAUGGCCUGCUGGCCCAAUGGUAAGGCGCUUGACUACGAAUCAAGAGAUUGCAGGUUCGAGCCCUGCCGAUUGUGACCGGGGACCAGUUUACGAGGUUUUUUACUGGAAUAUGCAUGACCUAGUUGUUGUAUAA
Aspergillus saccharolyticus JOP 1030-1 is the source of this 306-nucleotide messenger RNA. RefSeq lists its product as uncharacterized. Bases 1 to 306 code for a protein of 101 amino acids. The record is from RefSeq and is a predicted model, not a curated record. The transcript has 3 exons. Lineage: Eukaryota; Fungi; Ascomycota; Eurotiomycetes; Eurotiales; Aspergillaceae.